AUGUUCGAAGGAGUGCAUCCAUUUUAUAUGGUCAUCGAACCUGACGGCAAGGCUCACGGAGUAUUUAUACUGAACAGUAACGCCCAGGAGGUCACGACAGCGCCAGGCCCUGCGGUAAUCUAUCGGACGAUUGGAGGAAAUUUAGAUUUGUAUUUCUUUCCGGGACCAUCUCCUGAAGAAGUUACUCAACAGUACUUAGCCCUUAUUGGGACGCCCGUUCUUCCAGCAUACUGGGCGUUCGGAUUCCAAUUAUCGCGCUAUGGUUACGAAAAUUUGGAUCAUCUGAAGGGAAUUAUUAAAAGAAAUAGGGAAGCUGGUGUUCCUUUGGAAACGGUUGUAGUUGAUAUUGAUUAUAUGGAGCGAUAUAAAGAUUUCACAGUUGGAGAGGGAGCCCGAUUCAUAGAAUGGGAGCGUCACGACCAAGUGAUGCGCUCUAUUCAGGUACCACAUGAUGGCAUUUGGAUUGAUAUGAACGAGCCCGCUAAUUUUGGUACCAAUGAGAAUGAACCAUGGUAUUUUGGAGAAGGCGACCAUCCCAACGCAGAACAGCUGUGGUGCCCGUCUGGUUCGGUGGAUAAGGAAUGGGAAGUGCCACCAUAUCAGACGCACUCAGUUUAUUACUACAAAAAAGUAUCGACCUUGGCUUCAAAAAUCGAAUGGAGCUUGGCUUCAAAAACGCUGUGCAUGACCGCAGUACAAGGGGAUGGAAAGCUAAGGUUCUACGAUGUGAAAAACCUUUAUGGCUGGAGUGAAGCGAAAGCAACUCUGCAGGCUCAACAUACAGCAAUGGGAAAAAGAGGAGUCGUGAUUUCACGGUCAACUUUCCCAUCAGCUGGUCGAUACGCAGGACAUUGGUUAGGAGACAAUGCGGCCACUUGGGAAGAUCUUCGCUCUUCCAUCAUAGGUGCUUCAGAAUUCAACAUGUUUGGAAUACCGUAUAUUGGAGCAGAUAUCUGUGGCUUUCAUGGAAAGCCUUCUGAAGAGCUCUGUCUACGAUGGCAACAGUUGGGAGCAUUUCAUCCAUUCAUGAGGAAUCAUAAUGUGAAAAAAGGAGAGCCGCAAGAUCCAGCACAAUGGCCACAAGUGGUUGAGGCGACGAAGAAGGCUGCUUUCUUCCGCUACAAAUACUUACCGUAUCUGUACAGUUUGCACUUCAUUGCCUCAGUGAAAGGAGGCACUGUUAUCCGACCAAUGUUCUACGAAUAUCCCGGUGACAAAUCCACGUACGAUUUAAGUUACCAGUUUCUAUGGGGACCAUCGAUGCUCAUCGCUCCUGUAGUAUAUGAGAAAGCAAAAUCGGUAAAAGUCUACAUACCCAAAGAUGACUGGUUUUCGGUAUACGAUGAUCGCUACUACGGUCGUGCAUUCAAUAGCGGCUUUCAGGAGUUCCAAGCUCCAACAACAUCGCUUAUUCCUAUUUUCGUCAGAGGUUGUUUUAUAGCUUUCUGGCCACGGUUACACUACCACCUUAGAAAAAUACGUGGCUCUAUUUUACCUCGCCAAGAACCGAACAGAACAACUUCUGCGUCUCGAAAAAAUCCUUUCGAGCUCUUGAUUGUGCCAUUCACGGGAGGCAGUAAUAAAGGUAAGGCUGAAGGAGUUCUUUAUUGGGAUGACGGCGAAAGUGUGAUAGAGUCGUUCGCCACGCACAACUACUAUCAGUGGUCAUUCAAGUACCAAAAGACUAACAAAGGUGGACGUCUGGUGAUCAAAACGGAGAGAAAAGCUGUGAGUUUUGAGCGCUGUCGAACAAAAUGA
Molecule: messenger RNA, 1758 nt
Organism: Haemonchus placei
Lineage: Eukaryota; Metazoa; Nematoda; Chromadorea; Rhabditida; Trichostrongylidae
Source: the annotation of a GenBank genome assembly